This is a messenger RNA of Oppia nitens, 449 nucleotides long. RefSeq names its product cytochrome c oxidase assembly protein COX16 homolog, mitochondrial-like (gene l(3)neo43). Gene Ontology annotation, cellular component: mitochondrial inner membrane. Gene Ontology annotation, biological process: mitochondrial respiratory chain complex IV assembly. The transcript has 3 exons. NCBI's taxonomy places the organism in Eukaryota, Metazoa, Arthropoda, Arachnida, Sarcoptiformes, Oppiidae. Bases 87 to 449 code for a protein of 120 amino acids. The record is from RefSeq and is a predicted model, not a curated record.
CAUGUUUUGGUCAAACAUUAAAAUUUAUUUAACAUUACAUAACAUUAUAUGGUAUUUAUAUAACCGGACAGUAAUUGCUAUGAAUUAUGAAUUUCACUACAAUUAUCACUAAAUUAGCAAAAAGUCAUUUCGCAAGAUAUGGACUGCCAUUCAUAUUGUUUGUGACGGGAGGUUCGUUUGCAUUAAGAGAGUUCGCAACCGUUAGAUAUGAAGUUAGUCGACAUAACAAACAAAUGGGUGUAACACCAGAACUAUUAGAAGAGAUGGGAUUCAAAGUGAGACAACAGAAAACAUUAGAAGAAGAGUAUGAAAAUAUGGUUAAAACAGUUGACACAAACAACUGGAAGAAUAUUCGCGGUCCGCGACCGUGGGAACAGCCAACUCAAGAAUAUCAACAAAUGAUUGAACGAAGAAUUGCUGAAACAAAAAGGACACCAAAGAAACAAUAA